Molecule: messenger RNA, 4140 nt
Organism: Exophiala oligosperma
Lineage: Eukaryota; Fungi; Ascomycota; Eurotiomycetes; Chaetothyriales; Herpotrichiellaceae
Exons: 2
Coding region: 114-3926 (1270 amino acids)
Cellular component (GO): microtubule organizing center
Source: RefSeq, a predicted model, not a curated record
CCAACCUCAGCCUAGAACAAAACAGCAUGUCUUACUGUUGGGUCUGAGGCAUUCUUUGUGGAUUCUUCGUUUGUCUUCAUCUUUUUUGUUUUUAAAGGGAAUUCGGCCCCAACAUGGACUACAUUCACACACCUGCGCAGACCCACGAGAGCUCGUUCAUGACCAAUGCUGGAGGGAGACUCGAAGAUGUAUCGCCUGAGAAAUCCUUCCACGUCCCUAGUCAGGGCGCCGACCUGAUCUCACAGAUGCGAAGCGCAAAACUACACUCGGGCGCCAGCCUGAAAACGCCCCGAGCCGGCACGCGAGAUCCUCUUCGACUCCUCCCGAAUGGCAACCAAGGUCGCUCGGAGUUUACACCCUUCUUGAAGAGUGGCACCAAGGAAAACAUUGCUCGGCGGCUGUCCGGGAGGAAACAGGCCACGGCGAACACGCCUUCGUACCUCAACGGCCGGACGCCUGCGCUCCCACGAUUGAGCGAUCUGUCACGUCUGGAAGGCGAGUACACCUCGAGCUCGGCCGGACGUGCAGUCGACGACACCCCCAUACCUCACCAUCCUAGCAGCAGUGUCAGGAGUACUCCCCUUGCGCAGCUACCCAGUCGCGAUGCCGGUGGGCUUGUCAACGACGGGAACAUGAUGACCCUGCGAGAACAAGAAGGGAUCAUAGACAAAAUCGAGAAGGAAAAUUUCGGCCUAAAGAUGAAGAUCCAUUUCUUGGAAGAGGCUCUGUCGAAGCGCGGCAACGAAUUCAACCAAGCGGCAUUGAAGGAGAACACGGAUCUUAAAGUCAAUCGAAUCACCAUGCAACGCGAACUGCACAAGUUCAAGAGAAACAUAGCACAGGCGGAGAAAGAUGCGGAAGUCUACCGAUUACAGCUAGAAGAGUUCAAGGAGCGCAUCAGACGAAAACAGAUUGACGAAAGUGUCCGUCAUGAGCUUGAAAGCCUUCGUUCGGAGUUGAGAGCGAAAGACAAGGAGAUCAAGACUCUGAGCGACGACAGGGAUCAUGCUGCAAGUCAAGAUCGCGCUGAAGUCCAGAAGUUGAGAGAUGAGGUCGAGGAUUUGCAGGCAGAGCUCCGUGAGAAGGAGCGCAUAGCCGACGAGCGUGAGGAUCAGAUCGACGAGUUGAAGAUGAAGGCCAACAAAGAAUCAAACAGUGCUGCGGACAUCGAGGACGAUUUGGAAUCUGCGAAGCAGGAAAUUGAGGACCUGAAGCAAAGCCUCGAGCGCGCUAAAGAAGACCUGAACGAAGCGAAAGAGGACAAGGAGGAGGCCCUCGAAGAGAAACGAAAGGCAGAAGAGGACCUGGACGAGUUACGCGACGAGAUGGCCAACAAGUCGUUCACAACAAAGGGUUUAAGCCGGCAACUUGAGGAGAAGGCAAGUAAGCUUGAAGACGAUUUCCAGACUCUGCAAGAGCAAUACGACGCGCUACAGACAGAAGUGAAUGAGAAAACAGAAUCCGAGCGACAACUACGUGACCGCGUUCGUGAACUAGAGCGAGAAGGUGCAACCGACGUACGAAAACUUCAGCAAGAGGUCGAGCUCUCACAUCAACAACGUGACACUUUGGAGCGAAAACUGGCAAACAUGACCAAACAGCUUGAGACUGCGGAGAGAGAAUUCCAAGUCAAGGCCGAAGAAAAGGACUUGCUUCAGACGCGACAUGAUGCGCUGACGAAGGAAUCGGCUGAGUUGCAAAAAGACCUCAAUCAAUUGCAGGGCGUGAAUGCCGAGCUGGAGAAUGCGCUCGAGGAAGAACGACAAGUCUCAGCGAGGAAUGAAAAUGAUCUACGAUCCCGACACAAGCAUGAAAUCGACCUUCUCAAUGAACAAAUUGACAGCCUCCAUCGCGAACUGAAUGCCAAAGCAAGUGAUCAUGAUGCGGACUUGGAAGACUGGGACUCGCAGCGCAAGACGCUGGAAGCGGCUUCGCAGAAGGCCGAAGAGAGGGCUAGAGGAUUGCAGCGUACCGUUGAUAAGUUGCAGGAUGCCCAGGGGACUUUGUCGGGACGGGAAAUGAGGCUCCAAGAGGCCAUUGAGAGUGAAAAGGAACGCCAUCGACAAGAAGAGAGAAUCCUAUCCAAACAGAUUGAAGAACUUCAACAAGAUCUACAGUCCAAGCGAACCCUUGCAGACGACAGUCGCACGGAAUUGAACAACGCCAAGGAGGAAUUGCGCAUUUCAAUCCGAGAACAAGCAUCCUUGAAAGAGAAAGUCUCGGAAUUGGAGGAGGAGAUUGAAGUUCUGCAGGCAGACAUCGAACAAGAGCAUGAGUUUGCAGAAAGACAACAACAGAAAUACUCUACCAGUGCGGAUGCUCAGGUCCAAAAGCUGCGACAAGAGAAGCAAGCGUUGCAAGCACAGCUGACGAACGCCAACGUGGAACUACGCAGUGCGAGAUCCGCUCUCCAAUCUGCAGAGCAGGAGCGGGACAAACUCCAUCGCGUGCAGAAGCCUCACGAUGACACUUUCAAUGUCGACCACGAGAAGCGCGAACUGAAGCGCCUCAAAGUCAAGCUGGAGAGCGACGUGGCGAGACUGACUGCUGAGCGGGACAACCUUGCUGAGGCAAACAACGCGCUUGAAGACGAGAUCAACGCAGAACUUGAAAGAGCCAGUAAAGAGGAGGCCCGUCUCCACGCGGAACUCGACAGUCUUCGCUCGCAGAAAUCGAGUACUGGAGAAACCCGAGAUCGAGAACCCGGCAAUUCAAAGGCCAAGAUCACUCGACUGGAAGCACGCGUCAAAGACCUCGAGUCACUGUUAGACAAUCAGUCUAAAGUUGUGGCCUCGCCGAACGCGGACCUGUCGGGACUUGAACGCGACCUGGCAGACGCAAGAAAGAACGAGACGACCAUCGCGAAGCGGGAGGUCGAACUCAAGUCAGCCAACAGGGAGUUGAAGAUACGGAUCAACGACCUUGAGAGAGAACUGCACGAGGCGAGGCUCGCCCAGUACAAGGCAAAGUCGCCGUCCCCUUCACCUCCGCCAUCGCGCUCGAACGAGAUGGCCAAGAUUCGACAAGACCUUAUCGAUGCCCAGUCGGAGGUCGAGGUUCUUUCUUCGGAGAAUCGUGAGCUCAAACGUACGACCCGCCGAGGUGCCACGGAUAUUGCGGGCGAUGCCUCUUUGAGAACUCGCGCUGCAGAUGUCGAUGCACUGGAGAUGAAGAUCGCCCAGCAGAAUGAUCUCAUCGACGACCUCCGAGAUCAACUCGUCCGUCUACGCGAGGAUGAUCACGAUGACGGCCAUGAUGCAGUCCCGGCCGGUGCCAGUAAACGUGACCGACAGAUUGAAGAGCUCAAAGCGCAGGUCAAGCGGCUACGCGAGGAACAAGAAUUUGUCAAUGACUUGUCGAUGCGCCUCUCGGUGCGGACCGGCGAGGCGCGCGAAAUGAAGCAACAACUCCGUCGGCUCCGAGAGGAACGCAGCCGAGCCAACCAAAAGGCCGAGACGGUCGAGAAUGAGCUCGAGGUGCUGCAGAACAAGUACGAGAGUAUGCUUGAAAGACUCAGCUCGGGUAAAUCCAGCAAGGACGAAGUGCGACAGAAAGAAAUAAAAGGCUUGAUCAAGGAGAUUAUGUGGUUGAAAGCAAAGUGCAGGAGGGAGGAAAGGUUGAGAAAGGAUCUGGCUUGGAGCAAAGCAUUCCUUGAACAAGGUGAAGCCAUGAGAGUGCAAUGUAACCAAGUCGAUCUACGUAUCCUCAACGAAAUGGGAGUCUCGCUCGACAAGUCCAGAUACGAGACGAAAAUGAGACCGGUCCAGAAGUUCCGAGCCGGAGUGUUUGCCGUCAUGGCCGCGAUAAGGAUGAGUAAUUUGGAAGAACAGUGGAGAGAUGCCAGGAUCAUCGGAGAGGAGGUGAAAUUGACCCGUGCGAAACAGGCAAGGGCGCUGAGAUCGAGGGGAAGGGUGUUGGAAGUGUAAAGUGAGAAGGGAGAAGUGAUCCUCAAACGGUGUAGAAGUCGUGACUUUUGUCUGUCCGGGUCUUGUUGAUGGCGGUAUUGUUGUCUUGUUGUUUUGUGGUCUCGGGUUUCAAUUUCCAGGAAAGGGGAAAGGAAAUGGUGACUGACGACUUUAUGAACUUUCUUCUUAUUUCAUCAUCAAACUGCAACAGCAGCAUCGUAAUGGCAAUUCAAAA